This is a messenger RNA of Chaetomium globosum CBS 148.51, 714 nucleotides long. RefSeq lists its product as uncharacterized. The transcript has 4 exons. Gene Ontology annotation, biological process: sterol biosynthetic process. Bases 1 to 714 code for a protein of 237 amino acids. Gene Ontology annotation, cellular component: membrane; endoplasmic reticulum. Lineage: Eukaryota; Fungi; Ascomycota; Sordariomycetes; Sordariales; Chaetomiaceae. Gene Ontology annotation, molecular function: steroid Delta-isomerase activity; C-8 sterol isomerase activity; cholestenol delta-isomerase activity. The record is from RefSeq and is a predicted model, not a curated record.
AUGCAAGACCACGCCGGAUCCUCGCCGCAGGGCCACCCCUACUUCCCCCAGGACGCCAUCAUCCCGGGGUAUGCGCCAAAUAGCACGCCUCUCUUGGGCAUUCUGGCGGCCUUUGGCGGUAUCAUUGGCGUGUUUGUGCUCGGCUGUGUUGCUCUUGCGACGUGGUAUAGCCCGGCGCUGAAAAGGGCAGACCAGUUGACCGUCGCCUGGUUUGCGCUGUGCGGCUUCCUCCACCUCUUCUUCGAGGGCUACUUCGUCCUCAACCACGCCACCAUCGCCUCCUCCCAGUCCCUCUUCGCGCAGCUCUGGAAAGAAUACGCCCUCUCGGACUCGCGCUACCUCACCUCCGACCCCUUUAUGCUUUGCAUCGAGUCCCUGACCGUGCUAACCUGGGCGCCCCUCUCCCUGCUCACCGCCCUCCUCACGGCCCGCAACAACCCGCGCGAGCAAGGCGCGCGCCACCUAUUACAGACGGUAGUCUGUGUCGGCCACCUGUACGGCGUGGCGCUGUACUACGGCACGUGCGGGUUCGCCGAGCACAUGCGCGGCCUCUCGUACAGCCGGCCCGAGGUCAUGUACUACUGGGUGUACUAUGCGGGCAUGAACGCGCCGUGGGCGGUCGUGCCGGGUCUGCUGCUUUGGAGGAGCUGGGGGGCGGUUCAAGCUGCUUUUGGGGAUGUUGCGAGGAGAGAGGAGGGCAGGAAGCGGUUGUGA